Molecule: messenger RNA, 1710 nt
Organism: Pseudogymnoascus destructans
Lineage: Eukaryota; Fungi; Ascomycota; Leotiomycetes; Thelebolales; Thelebolaceae
Exons: 2
Coding region: 251-1246 (331 amino acids)
Source: RefSeq, a predicted model, not a curated record
GCGACAGAUAGUAAAUACAGGCGCUUAACGUUUUCACCCACCUCCCUUUUGGUUGAGCCUAUUUAUUUACCGCACACUUCCAAACGCGUCUCUUGCACAACUUCCACUUUCGUCUUUCGUUACAACACAACAACAACUUUCAUUUCGUCCGUCGUUACAACCCCACUCUACACUAUCGUUUCAUCACCCUUUCUUUUGUUUCCAAUCAAUUCAAACUUCAACGAUCAAUUCAAUCUUCCAACUCGUCAAGAUGAAGAUCAUCCAGGCCAUUCUUUCCGCCUUCUGGCUUCUGACUCUCGUCCACGGCGUAUUCGGAGUCGGAGUCGGUGGAUUUCUCAAUGCUGAAGGUGGCGACGAUGGCGAUAAAGCUGCCGUUGCCGUUGGUCACGAGGCUCCUUGGUUCACCAUCACCCCUCCUUCUCUUCCAACGAUCACUGCUUUCUCUCCCGACUUUGGUGGAACCAACAACAUCUACAAGACCACCCCUGAUGUUCCUUCAACCCCGACUGAGACUGAAGCUUCCGCCACUCCUGUUGACACUGCUGCCAGCACUAAGGUCACCGCUAACACUGCUGCCAUCACUCGACCCAUCGACUAUCCAACUGCUGUCAUCACUCGACCCAUCGACUAUCCAACUGCUGCCAUCCCCGACGUCGUCAACACUCCAGUUGCCAGUGAGACCGUCGAUAUCUGGGUCGUCACCACCGUUUCCGCCUACGUUACGAUCUGCCCCAGCCCAACCACCUUCACGCAAGGAGUUCAGACCUACACCAUCACCGAGGCCACCACUCUGACCAUCUCCAACUGCCCAUGCACCAUCAGCUACCCUGCCCCGCCAACCGUUGCCACCAACCCUCCUUCCGUCACCUCGAUCCCUGUCCAGCCCAUUGGAACUGCUCCCGUCCAGCCUGUUGGAUCCGUCCUCACCCCCAGCGGCAGCCCCAUCGUCGUCACCAACAACACCGUCACCCCCAUCGUCAACCCUCCAGCUGUCUCCUUCAACUCCACCCGCACGACCUUCAUCGCCGUCACCGCUCCCCCACCACACGCCACCCAGCCUCUCAUCACCCUCGGUGGCAGCACGACUGUCAUUCCCACCCCUGUCGCUGAGACUCCCGUCCCAGUGCCCAACACCCCGGUGGUCCCAGUGCUGCCGACCCCAACUCCUGCCACUGGAGGCGCGGAUCGCAUUUUCAUUGGCCUUGGUGCUGCGUUCCUCAGCGGGAUCGUCGCGGUCUUCCUCUGAGCGGCGGGUGUGCAUCGCCCCUGUGCACAUGUUUUAUUUGUGUGUGGCUGGCGUGUUUUCAGGCACCAUGGCUGUGGAAAAGAUGGAUUUGAGUUUGCGAAUAAUGGAGACUUUUAAUGGGAUAUGAGGAUAAUGGAUGCAGUUUGUUUUGUGCUCUACUUGACCUGAUCUUGAUUCUUUUGUUCGGAUUCGCUCGAUUACUAUGGACAUGCUGAUGAUGAGGGAUCUGUUAUGAAUGGGCUGAGAUAGGCUAGGGCAAUUACUUUAAUGCAAACUGCCGUCAUUGAAUCUAUUCAUAUCAUGCAUGUUUAUGUGAAAUGAAGUGACGGAGUAUGAGAUGAAGUGAAUUUGAUAUGAUGAAUUCAUACCUGUGCUACCCAGAAGUGUUCCCAGAGCCUGCGCGUAAAUUACACCUUGCGUCGCUGCCCACAGAACCACUCACACUAUAUGCAGCUCCUACAGCG